Molecule: messenger RNA, 1695 nt
Organism: Lampris incognitus (smalleye Pacific opah)
Lineage: Eukaryota; Metazoa; Chordata; Actinopteri; Lampriformes; Lampridae
Gene: timm13
Product: translocase of inner mitochondrial membrane 13 homolog (yeast)
Exons: 3
Coding region: 90-374 (94 amino acids)
Source: RefSeq, a predicted model, not a curated record
CAAGGGCACCUAAAGUUAGCCAACGUAACUGUGGUUUCCAACACGUGCGGAAACAGGGGAUUGAUAACUUAGAAGACUUUAAGAUAGAAAUGGACGGCUUUGGUUCAGACUUCUCGGCAGGCGGAGCAGGUGGCAAGGUGGAUACCGGGAUGAUCAUGGAACAAGUAAAGGUUCAGAUUGCGGUGGCUAACGCGCAGGAGCUCCUGCAGAGAAUGACAGACAAGUGCUUCAAGUGCGUAAGCAAACCGGGAAGCUCGUUGGAUAACUCUGAACAGAAAUGUAUUGCCAUGUGCAUGGACCGGUAUAUGGAUUCUUGGAACACAGUGUCCCGUACCUACAACGCCCGGCUACAGAGAGAAAGAAACCGCAUAUGAACAUCCUCCCCUCAUCUGUUCCGCCCUCAGGCCAACUGCACCUUGACUUCUGUGAGGAGAAACUGGUGAGCAAUCCAAGGUUGCCAACUGUGCAGGGCUGUCACAGCAAUAGCACACCAUCAACUUCUCUGUGAUGUUAUGUCACAGACAGGCUUGGAAAGCCUGUGAAAUCUAGCCAUAACAAUAUGUGGAAAUGUUCAUUUCACACUGCUUUGGUUUUACAAUGAUGUUUGCAUAUGAUAGUUAUUUAAUGUUUUUUAUGUGAUAUAGAAACAGUGAUUUAGUUAACAACUCAAAAAGGCACACAAGCAGCAAUUAAUUAACUCACAAUGAAGUAGCAAAGCACCGUGGCCUUUGUUAUUUUGAAAUAUUCCAAUUGGCAUUUGGGUUUACCACAUAUUGUACAGAACAUUUUAUUCCUUUCCUAACUUUCUCAAUUAUCACUGUAAGCCUGAAUAUAUCACAAGUUCCAGAGCCUGUAAGAAGGGGACACAUGAUACAGAUUUACAUUAAGACGGGGAUAAAUUGGGGAUCAAAUCAUCGAUGCUCUGCAAAUGUUUCCCAAAAAUUGUCAACGUGGUGCCCAUUAUUUUGUCACACUGUGUGAGUGUGUGUGCGCACGUGUGUGUGCAUGCAUGGAAAGUGAGAGAAUUGAGCAAGGCAAAGAAACAACUAGUCUAACAAAAGGUUGGUACAGGCUUUCCUUACCAUGCUGUUACUUCAAAGAUGUAUUUUAAUUCACCAGGAUGAACUAAGGAGCAACUUUUUGUUUUCUUAACCGUGAAUCUGGCAGUCAAAAGUCUCCGAAGUCCUAUACCAGAGUACGCCUUGAGAACAAAACUGUUUUGUCUGACCUGUUUUCUAAGUUGUCACUCUAUCUGCUGCCCUCGACAGUAGUGGGCUUGUUUCAGUUGGGUCUGCCUUGCUGCAGACAGGGUACUGAACCUUUCUCAGCUUUGUGUGGACGGUUUGUCAAAUAUCUGGAACCAAAAUCCUUCUUUCAUCUUGUUGAAUUUGUGUAAGGAAGAGACAAAAAAGUCUGCAUACUGAUAGCUGAACUGUGAUAUAUGUUUGGAGGAGCAUGUUUGAUUGAAUGACGGUGUUUUUCAUGAGAAAUCAAUAAAUCCUGUCAGUUUAAUUUGAAUUUUGUUUUUUUUUAUCAGUGUUCUCAUAAAGAAUGCACUCGUGUCAGCGAGGAAACCAGCAGUUUGUAGUUUUUACAAAGCGUGGUUCAUGUGUGUUUACUACAUUUUUAAGAUGCUGUUAGUAGCUACUCCUCUAGAUGAAAUAUAUUUUUUGCCAGAUGAACCGACUCUUGAGA